Aphanomyces astaci is the source of this 729-nucleotide messenger RNA. RefSeq lists its product as hypothetical. The transcript has 2 exons. Gene Ontology annotation, molecular function: nucleic acid binding. Bases 1 to 729 code for a protein of 242 amino acids. The record is from RefSeq and is a predicted model, not a curated record. Lineage: Eukaryota; Oomycota; Saprolegniomycetes; Saprolegniales; Verrucalvaceae.
AUGACGAAGUCGAAGCACAAGGGCCGGCGAUACUGCUUUAUUGCCGGUAUCCUGGACGAUGGAUCGGACGUAGCGCAUCUUUUGGGCCUUGACAUCUUUGUGGGUGGCAAGAAGAGCGGCAAGAUUGUCAAGGACUACCAUGCAAUGUUCAACCACGACCACUUUGUCGACUGGUUUGGCAGGCUCCUAGAUAAAGUUGAAAAGCUGUGGUGGUCGUCGGCCGUGUUCGUCAUGGACAAUGCAAAAUACCAAGGGCAAACCGAAAUCAACACCGAAGGGGUCAUGGAAGAAGACAGACCUACGACGAUCUGGAAGGCACUGAAGAAGCACUUGGACGAGCAUGUCCUGCCUGUCGUUGUCGCCAUGGCACAAACCCGGGGCCAUCUUGUUGUGUACUCUGCCCCCGGGUUCUCCGAGCUGCAACCAAUUGAAUUGGUGUGGGCAAACGUCAAGGGCACCGUUGGACGUGCGUAUACUUCGACAACCACAUUUCAAGAUGUACGAGAUCGCCUGGAGAAGGCGUUCUUUGAGUUGGACACAGAGGUAAUCCACAACACAAUUGAGUCAUCCACAGCAAAGCUCCUCAAGCUCCAUCGUGCUCUCCAUGACGCCGAAGCGGGGGCAGCAGACUUAUGUCGCGAGGAAAGUGAGAGUGACGCAUCCUCUGAUGUCGACACUUCGUCGUCAAGCGUGUGUGAUAGCAUGAGUGGAAGCGACAGCGAUGAUUAG